AUGGCCAAGAUUGAUGUUAAUGUGGAUUUCACUCACAAGCUUUGUACUUCGUUAAUGUUCCCUGCUUUCAGGGACACAAGCAGUCCUCUUUCUCUAGUGAUUGGCAGGCAAGUUCUCCUCUGUAUCAAACAUCCGAAUUUGUUUGGAGGAAGCGAGAAGCUUGAUGUAUCUUGGGAUAAAGGGCUGUCUGAUUCCAAUGUACUAGUGGCGUUUAGGAGGCCUAGACCUGAAUGGCGUCCGCAACAGUGUUUCUUCAUACAGCAUUCUCUUUCACCGGAGAUAGGGGUCCAUGGAACUCCGGUUGACAAUUUUUCCCGGUCAGGGAGCGGAGGUGUAAAUCUGUCUAAAUUCGCAGUUGGUUUAGACUUAAGCGAGCCAGCGAGCUCAAAAUGGAGCAGCACAACCAGCGUUAAGUUUGAGCAUGUGCGUCCAAUAAACGAUGAAGGACGCCCAAUAACCAGAGAUAUGGAUGGAUUUCCUGUAACUUGCAGUGGAAAUACACAUGAUAGUAUGGUAGUUUUAAAGCAAGAAUCUCGGUUUGCAAAGGCUAAUGACCAGGGUCUCUCUCACUUCAGCAUGCAAAUAGAACAAGGUAUUCCAGUUGUGUCCAAGUGGCUUAUCUUCAACCGUUUCAAAUUUGUCGCAUCGAAAGGUGUCAGGUUGGGACCGGCUUUUCUCUUAGCAAGCCUGACAGGUGGUUCAAUUGUAGGAGACAUGGCUCCUUAUCAAGCAUUUGCCAUUGGUGGGCUAGGCAGUGUUCGUGGAUAUGGUGAAGGCGCUGUUGGAUCCGGGAGAUCAUGCCUCGUUGCUAAUACAGAACUAGCCUUGCCUUUGAACAAGAUGACAGAAGGAACAAUCUUCUUGGAUUGUGGAACGGACCUAGGCUCAAGCCGUCUUGUCCCCGGAAACCCAUCGUUGAGACAGGGGAAACCAGGGUUUGGGUAUGGAUUCGGGUAUGGACUACGGUUCAAGUCUCCGUUGGGUCACCUUCAAGUUGAUUAUGCCAUAAAUGCUUUCAACCAGAAGACUCUGUACUUUGGUGUCACCAACCUUGCUUCAUCAACAUAA
This is a messenger RNA of Thlaspi arvense, 1068 nucleotides long. NCBI's taxonomy places the organism in Eukaryota, Viridiplantae, Streptophyta, Magnoliopsida, Brassicales, Brassicaceae. The record is from the annotation of a GenBank genome assembly.